AUGGGCAUGCCUGCAACCAUCAGUGAAUACCCAGCCGCCCCCAAUCGUUCCCAGUGGGAUCUUUGGCACCACUGGGCUGAGACUCGUUACGACAAGAUGGUGAAGCACUUGGCGAAAUACACCAAGAAGCAUAAGGAAGUCAGCAAAUCAGUCUUUAAAGAAAUGUACAAGGAUGAAGUUACUCGCAUCCGGAAGAAUUUAUCACCUCCCGCCUUUCAAGCGGCACCUGAUGUGUUGAACAGCGAUCUCAAUAUUCCCAUCAAUGUGAAGAAGGCAUGGCAAGGUAGAUUGAUGAGUCAAGCCGGCCGACAGGAGGGAAAAUCCGCUGAGGAGCUGAAAGCUGAAAAGGCUAGAAAAGCAUCAAUAAGCUGGAUCAAAAGUAAAAUUGCGGAAAAGAGACGUGCCGCUGCCAUCAAGAAGAUGGGGAAGCAACCCUCGUUAGCACUUUUUUUCAAUAAGGAGACCGUGUCUGAUUGGGAGGACCAGACACCACCAGCAAAACCCAAGCGAAUCGACCUAGUUUGGAGGAGUGAAGCUUUCAAAAGGUGCUCUCACAAGCUUGAUGAGAUCAGCUUGACGAUGACAAAAACCAAAAAUGAAUCCAAAUCAACCCGCAAGCUCCUUCAACGAGACAGCGUUGAAGUCAAACCAGAUGUUGAACCUGAAUUUGAUCAAAUUCCUCGAAAGCUUCCCAAGGACGCUUACAAUGCCAAUUUCCUUUCAAACAUCUCCCUGGUUGAACGAGAACACCUUGACCCCCAGCCCGGAAUUGACUUGGAGGGGAAAUACCAAAUAUUGGAAGAGAUGACUAGACGUGGAGGACCUGGAGCGGCUCGGAGCGCUCGAGGAAGUAUAGGAGACCUUGGGAUGACAUCCUUGCAAGGCCCAAGUACAGGCAGUUGA
Molecule: messenger RNA, 903 nt
Organism: Puccinia graminis f. sp. tritici CRL 75-36-700-3
Lineage: Eukaryota; Fungi; Basidiomycota; Pucciniomycetes; Pucciniales; Pucciniaceae
Exons: 3
Coding region: 1-903 (300 amino acids)
Source: RefSeq, a predicted model, not a curated record